This is a messenger RNA of Clonostachys solani, 3393 nucleotides long. The record is from the annotation of a GenBank genome assembly. NCBI's taxonomy places the organism in Eukaryota, Fungi, Ascomycota, Sordariomycetes, Hypocreales, Bionectriaceae.
AUGGGGAACGGCGGUGAUGUAACCGCGCGGUUGGAGCGCAUUCCUCAUCACUCCCUUCGCAUUGCGUCGGCCAACUUAAUGCAUUGUUGCCUUCGGUUGAAUGCGCUCCUGCGGCACAUGAGUGAGAUGGUUGAAUGUUGGGAUGUCAUUGCUCUUCAAGACCUUCCCAAAGAGUUUCCGUGGAAGCAAACCCCUGGCUAUGAUUUGUUCUAUUGGGCAAAUCGUGAGCUAGAAGAAAGCGACAAGCCACCCCCAUCAUGGGACUCCGGAAAGAAGCCUGAUACGACACAGGUUCAGGAGGAUGAUGGCACUGAGCCCAAGGAGCCCGUGCAGCUUGGCUUUGUGGGAUUCUAUGUUGCUCAGUACAUCUCAUCCUUGAAUUGGGCCAUCAGCAGGCCACCUGAUGGUGUCAACAGGGAGCUGGUCGCAACGCUUCACCUUACCACUGAAGAUGCGAUAAUCGAUAUCCACAACAUCUAUAACCACCACGAUCGGCUUGACCUGGACGAGCUGUUCUCCUACACCGCGGGGUCCGAGUACAUGAUUUUCGUGGGCGAUUUCAACAUCGAGCAUCCUGGUUCAAAAAAGAGAAGUGCUAAGUCCCUAGUCUUGGGACAGAUGAUGGAGGGCGCGGGGAUGGAGUGUUUGACACCUAGUGAUAAAAUCACAUACUCACGCUCCCUCCCAAAGAAGGACGGUCUCCAUUCUUCAACCAUCGAUCUCAUCUUUCUGAGCGAGGCCCUUCUUGAUCGUGCCCCCGAUAGAGAGGGAGCCUGCCAGGUAUUGAACGUCAGAGGAUUUGAGACUGAUCAUCGCGUCACUGAAACGACCAUCAACAUAAAGCCCAUUGAGGCGGUUGGCGUUCAGUACCUCUGGAAACUUCUCAACCAAGACCAGUUCCGAGAAGCUAUGCGAAAAGCGCUCGAAGCGCUGGGAUUCCCUACCAUCCGGACUCAGGGGCAAAUCGAGAAGUACACAGUGGCCGUGUUGAACGCGAUAUCAUCAGUUGUUGAAAGCCAAGCGCAGACCAGGCGACGGAGCUCCUCUCGCCAUUACCAAGCUCCGCUGCCCCCUGAACUCGAGGAGCUGAUGGAGAAGGAAGCUCAACUGCUUCGGGAGUAUGGGGAGAACGAAAGUCCACAGACCCUCGGAGCUUGGCACAACGUGAGACAGCACGUCGGUAGACUACAGCAACGCGUGAGCGCGGAAGGGUACCGCCAAGCAAUGACAGACAAGGCGGCCAAGCCGAAAAACACGGUCCACAGAGAUUAUCGUCAGUCCGCCCGACGGAACCAGCCUCGCAACCCACCCAUAGUACCCCCUCUCGAAGUCGACGGUCGUCGAUUUACGAGGCCCGAGGAACAGGCAGAGUGUUUCGUGCAUAGCAUUUGGACCGAGGCUCAUCCCGUCCAAGAGAAGCAACCCCGAAGGCGGCGACGGAUACGCCGGCCAGUUCGCCCGUCACUCAAUAUCGUCUACCGCGGCUGGUCCUUCCCCCAGUUAGAACACCUGCCGAGAUUUGUGCGGCGUAGGGUCGUCAGCCUCCUAGGCUUUGAUAUCACUGGGGCAUACGACCGGAUUCCUUGUGAACAGCUUCUUGAAGCACUUUUGAAGAAGAGAGUUCCCUACUGGAUUGUCUUGUUUUGUUGGUCCUUUCUCUCAGACCGCACCACAAACCUACGGUUUCCCGGCCAUGAGUCGAAGCGCUAUGCAAUCCAUGUCGGCAUUCCACAGGGGAGCCCGCUUUCUCCCAUCCUCUUUCUGUUCUUCAUCGCUGGGCUUCUCGAGUCACAUGAUGGGCUUUUACAUCCCUACGGCCCUGACGUGGAGUUCUACAGCUUUGGGUACGCCGACGAUCACUACAUCGUCGCCAUUUCCCCUGACUACCAGACCAAUUGUGACGUGUUUCGGACCGUGACCGAUGUGAUUAUGGGAUGGGCGAGAAAGAACGACGUCACAUUCAACCCAGCCAAGUACAUUGUCAUGCACUUUCGUCGGCAACGCACUUUCGACCUACGGAGCGUCGAGCGGGUGCUGUGGAGGGGGAAUGCGAAAGACAGAAGGGCGCAUAACUUGCAUCACAAAACAGCCACGACGCCGUUGUUGCUCAAGCCCGUAUCUGACGCAUUGCCGGCUAUGGAGGGAGUAACAUCGGAAGCUCUCGUCACGCAAGCGAGGAUCCUCGGUGUCAUCGUUGACGACGAGCUCACCUGGGGCCCUCAUAUCAAUCGGCUGAAGACCAAGGUAUAUACCAAGCUGGGCUACAUGAAGCGUAUUAGCGGGCCGACAUGGGGCAAGACAUUAUGGCAGAUGAGGCAGCUCUAUUUGACCUCAAUACGCUCCGUCAUCGCCUACGGCUGCGGUGCAUGGUUCUUACCGCCGGGCGAGGACCAAGUCAAGUGGCGGUUGACCAAGAAUCGAAUGGCACAGCUUGAGAGACUGCAAUACCACUGCCUAUUAAUCGUAUCGGGAGCCAUGCAAAGAACUUCACGUCAAAUGUUGCUCACUGAGUUGGGUAUACCCAGUCUGGAAGUCUACCUCGGCCAACAGGCCAAGAUCUACCGCAUGCGAAUGAUCGAUACUCCUGCGUAUGAUGAGCUCGAGCGGAUUCGCUUGAGAUUCCCUCUCAUGAAGGUAAAGGCUGCACGCGACAGCCAUCCCUUCUAUCUCCUAUUCUGCGAGGCCCGUGGCCUAAGGCGAUUGGUAGAGGAGAACGAAUUCACAAAAUUGAAAGCGAAACAAAAGAACUUCUCUCCUAGCCGAGACCAGCUCCGGAAAGCCAUUAAACGCUUCGUCUCGAGGAUCUCGGGUGCCAGGUCCAAGUCAGAGUGGAAAGCAUACGUUGACGCGCAUGAAAAUGGCCUUCGUACCUACAUGGACGGUUGGGUUGAUCACCCGGGCUUUCAGUUACUCAGGCCGCAGUGGCAUCCCAACAACUUCAAAUUAUAUAAAGACCUUCGGCGUGCCGAGAGCACGAUUCUUCUACAGUGCCGUACUGGCUGCAUCGCACUCCGCGAUUACUUACACUCCAAACGCCGCAUCACCAACGACGAGAUCCCUGAUGCGCAGUGUCCAUGCGCUACCGGCAAGCACACUGCGCUCCAUUUGUUUCUGAAGUGUCCAAACUUGGACCGUGCAAGGCAGGGCCUGGCGGCCCAGUUGCGACAGUAUGAUCUUUCAGACCAACUAGGGGGGUUACUGGGAAAACCAAAGGAAGCAGGAAUCCUCGCGCGGUGGGCAGUUAAACAUUUCGGGAUUGAGCAAUUCAAGUGCGUGCCGCCGCCAGACAAGAAGGGUAAUACGAACCACAAACGCAAGCAUCACAACGCGCAGCAUAAUGCGCAGCACAAGGCGGAGCACAGACGUAAGAAACUGAAAACACAUCACCAGUGA